Messenger RNA from Lemur catta (Ring-tailed lemur), 784 nucleotides. It is a transcript of the gene CORT, whose product is annotated as cortistatin. The record is from RefSeq and is a predicted model, not a curated record. Gene Ontology annotation, biological process: regulation of cell migration. Gene Ontology annotation, cellular component: extracellular region. Gene Ontology annotation, molecular function: neuropeptide hormone activity. The transcript has 2 exons. NCBI's taxonomy places the organism in Eukaryota, Metazoa, Chordata, Mammalia, Primates, Lemuridae. The coding region runs from base 354 to 713 and encodes 119 amino acids.
CAAGGCUAAUUUUAUAUUAUCUUAAAUCACUUGUUUUUGUUCUCGUGGCUUCCUGCUUGCUAUAGGCAUAAUUACGAGGAAGUAGAACUCUUCAGAAGCAAGCACACAUGCAUUCCAAAAUAAGAGCAAAUUUACCCUCAACACAGGAAAAGACCUGAGGCUUUAAUUAAGGGGUUAAAUCCAAUCCCAAAGUGCUUUUGUGGGCACUGAUUGCUCAGGCUUAUGCGUCAAGAGGGGUACAGGCUUUAGACAUGUAUAGACACAAAAAAAAAAACAGCUGGAGUUUGAGCUUAAAAUACUCCCAGUCUCCAAAGAAGAGGCCCCAGUCUACGAAACGUUGACUUCAGAGCUGUAUGAAGGAAGGGCAGCCGCCGAGAGAAGCGCCCGCCCGCAGGAUGCCGCUGCCUGGGGGCCUCCUGUUGCUGCUGCUCUUGGGGGCCAUGGCCACCGCUGCCCUGCCCCUGGAGGGCAGCCCCACUGGCCAAGACAGCGGGCAUAUACAGGAAGUGGCAGAAACAAAGAAAAGCAGCCUUUUGACUUUCCUUGCUUGGUGGUAUGAGUGGACCUCCCAGGCCAGCGCCGGGCCCCUCAGGGGAGGGGAAGCCAGGGAGGUGUUCAAACGGCAGGAAGGCCGGCCCCUUCAGCAGUCCACGCGCCGAGAUAAAACGCCCUGCAAGAAUUUCUUCUGGAAGACCUUCUCCUCCUGCAAAUAAAACUGCUCCCGUGAUUACUCAUGCAAACCGUGUAAUGAUGGACCUGAAUAAAAUGUGUUAAACAGCAGCAA